Molecule: messenger RNA, 762 nt
Organism: Rhodotorula graminis WP1
Lineage: Eukaryota; Fungi; Basidiomycota; Microbotryomycetes; Sporidiobolales; Sporidiobolaceae
Exons: 5
Coding region: 1-762 (253 amino acids)
Source: RefSeq, a predicted model, not a curated record
AUGGACGCCAACCUGCAGCACGACCAACACUCGUACGCCACGGCGACCGCCGCCAUCGACGCCGCCGCGCAAGCCUGGGUCACGUGGCGCCUCGAACAGAAGAUCGGCGCGACGGCCGUUACCCGCAGGGACGCCGAGUUCUGGGUCAAAGGCAUGCAGACGGCGCUGCCUGGUGGGUGGUGGCUCUUGUGGCCGAAGCGCGAGCAGGACAACUUCCUGGGCGACAUGGCCAGGCUCGUGUUCCACUACCAGUCGAACCCGAUGAGGAGGACCACCCUCCCGUCGUACGGCGACGCAAGCUCGCAUACCUUGUCGGGCAUGCAGAAGUCGUACGCCCGUGUCGUGUACCUCGCCAAGCAGAUCUCUCACUGGAUCCCGGGCUUUAGCUCGGUCCUCGUCGGCGUCGAUGGACUCGGUGGCGCCGUGCGCGGUCGGCCCCUCCUCCAGGAGGCCGACUUUAACCAGCAGCCCGACAACCAGAAGGCGGCCGUGACGGGCCAGCUGCAGCGCGUGCGCGACGGGCUCCACGAUGACGCCUUCGACGCCCAUCAAAAGGCCAUGCUCGGGCGCCUCCGCAGCCACAACAACACCCAUCUGCUCUCGCUCGUGCAGAUGAUCGAGCGGGUCAACGAAGGUGGCGCUACUGUCGACGCCGCGGCCGCCCUUCUGGACAUGCACAGCCUCGCGCACAGGUCGACGGGCCGGGUCGAGCUCAGCCCGAGGCAGCAGGUGCGGUACGGGCGUCGGUUUGCCGGGAUCUGA